AUGAGUACCGGAUUAAAUACUAUUGCAGCAUUUUGCAUCUUAUCUUUGCUCUUUUGUUCGAAUAUGGAUGCUUUGAAAAUCGCUGUGCUACCUAUGCCUGCAAAUAGCCAUAUCAUAUCCAUGAAAACUGUUUCAGAAACACUGAUAAAGAAAGGUCAUCAGGUCAGCAUAAUCCUACCAGAAGACAAAUGUUCGAUGAUGAAUAAAAUCCAUACUAUUCCAUUUAAGACGAUGGAGUUUAAAGGCGUUCAAGGUGAAAAAGAAGUGACAGGAAUCGUGGGAAUACUGAAACUAAUGUUCUCCGUCCAAGGGACAUUUUGUCGUGACAUGCUCCGUAAUGGUACAAUAAGUACGCUAAUCAAAGAUUAUGAUAUCAUCAUCACCGACUCUAUGUACCUUUGCAGCUUUAUGCUCCCUCAAAUUGUUAACAAACGCAAUAUCAUGAUUGGCAUACAAGGAACACUACUAUCUCCUAUUGGAUAUCCAGCCUAUCCUAGUAAUCCUGCUUAUAUACCUCAAAUGGGAACGACUUACAGUUCUAAAAUGAACUUUUUUCAACGUGUUAAAAACACAAUAGCUGCAUGCUUAAAAGAACUCGUACUGUUUAACGUUAUGAACUAUUUAGCAUACUCUAUUAAACAAGAAUUCAACAUCAGACCCGAUUUAGGAUUUUAUGAAUUAAUGUUAUCGCCAGAAAUGACUUUAGUAGCCGGAGAUUUCGCUGUAGAUUAUGCACGACCUAUACCGCCAAAUAUGAAACUAAUAGGACCAAUAUCAAGUGUACCAGCAUCUCCAUUACCUGAAGAUCUAGAAAACUUUAUGGAGAGUUCGGGAGAACACGGUGUAGUUCUUGUAUCUAUGGGAACAAUUUUUGAAUUUCCUGAAAGUCUGAUACCGACAUUAGUAGCUGGCUUUAAAAGACUUGAACAGAAAGUUCUAUGGAAAACUAGAUUAAACGUUAAGAAUCCUCCAGAUAACGUUAAAAUAGUAAGAUGGAUGCCACAAAAUGAUAUUUUGGGUCAUCCAAAAUUAGGAGCAUUUGUAACCCAUGGUGGAUCAAAAGGCAUAUACGAGGCCUCUUAUCACGGUGUUCCAUUAAUUGGUAUACCGAUACAAACCGAACAGCAAUUAAAUAUAGGAAAGGCAAAAGCUGCAGGGGUAGCUAUAAGUCUGGACAAAAAUAAUCUUACACCUGACGUUAUCGUUGAGGCAGUGGCAGAAAUUACUAACCCAUGGUAUAAAGGAAACGCUACUCGAAUAUCUAGGAGCAUACAAUCACGACCUAUACCACCAAGAGAAGCUUUAGUACAAUGGAUCGAAUAUAUUCAUCAUAACGAUGUCAGCCACUUAAAACCUGUAGAGCUUAAUAUGCCGUGUAAAAUAAGGCCCAAUGCAACUGGUUUGGAUGAUUUCUUUUAA
Trichoplax adhaerens is the source of this 1419-nucleotide messenger RNA. RefSeq lists its product as uncharacterized. Gene Ontology annotation, molecular function: UDP-glycosyltransferase activity. Bases 1 to 1419 code for a protein of 472 amino acids. The record is from RefSeq and is a predicted model, not a curated record. NCBI's taxonomy places the organism in Eukaryota, Metazoa, Placozoa, Uniplacotomia, Trichoplacea, Trichoplacidae. The transcript has 4 exons.